Messenger RNA from Tachysurus vachellii, 1529 nucleotides. Its product is annotated as alanine aminotransferase 2. Gene Ontology annotation, molecular function: pyridoxal phosphate binding; L-alanine:2-oxoglutarate transaminase activity. Gene Ontology annotation, biological process: biosynthetic process. The transcript is spliced from 11 exons. NCBI's taxonomy places the organism in Eukaryota, Metazoa, Chordata, Actinopteri, Siluriformes, Bagridae. The record is from RefSeq and is a predicted model, not a curated record. The coding region runs from base 46 to 1491 and encodes 481 amino acids.
GUGAAAUACAGGCAACAAAUAAAGGUGUAAAACACACUACAGAGCAUGAGGAGCAUGUCUGAGCAAAGAAAAAUCUCUCAAAAGUUAAAGGGCCUCUGUGUUUCACCACAGGACAUCAUAGACAGAUGUGCAGGACAAAUUACAGCAAAACUUAAUCAGGGGUUGAAGAAACACUAUAAAGAAGUUCUAAAUGUUUCGUCUGCUGAUUUUCACACAAUGGGAUUAAAACCCAUCACCUUCUUUCGUCAGGUCCUGGCCACUUGUUUCUACCCCUCCCUCCUAAAUGAUGAGAGUUUACCCUUGGAUGCAAGACAGAGAGCAGAAAGGAUUCUGGGAAAUUGUGAUGGAGGGAGCAUAGGAUCAUACAAUGCUGUAGGUGGGAUUAAAGAAAUCCAGUCCUCCAUAUGUAAAUUUAUCACCAAACGUGAUGGUGUUAUUCCUGAUCCUGACAACAUCUACAUCACAAGCGGAUCCCAGAUGUCCCUCAUAAUGGUACUGAAGCUGCUAAUUCAGAGUGAGGGUUCUCUGAAGACUGGGGUUCUUACUCCUGUACCAUCUCACUCCACCUUUAACAUGGCAGUGGCUGCUCAGGGGGGGCUUGUGGUGCCUUACUACCUGUGUGAGGAACAGGGAUGGGCAGUGCAGAUUGAAGAACUUUGCAGAGCCCUGCACAUGGCCAGGGGGAGAUGCAACCCAACUGUGUUAUACGUCAUCAAUCCAGGAAGUCCAACAGGUCACGUGCAGAGUAAGGACUCGAUUGCUGAAGUGAUUCGCUUUGCUGCAGAAGAAAAGCUCUUCUUAAUGGUAGAUGAGGUACAUCAGGACAAUGUGUAUGGGAAAGGAAUUGAGUUUUAUUCAUAUAGGAGAGUGCUUUCUGAAAUAGGGCUCCCAUACUCCAGCAGCGUGGAGCUUGCCUCCAUUAACUCUGUCUCCAAGAGUGUCAUGGGAGAGUGUGGUCUGCGUGGAGGCUAUUUGGAGUUGGUGAACCUUGACCCGUUAGUGAUUCCACACAUCUACACAUUCUUCUGCACAAUUCCUUCUGGACCAUUGAGUGGACAAAUUGCUUUGGAUGUGAUGGUUGACCCUCCACAACCCACUCAGCCUUCAUAUGAACUCUACACUCAAGAGAUUCAGUUCAUUAGGCACACAAUAAGCAAUAAUGCCCAGAAGACCCUGGACGUUCUCAGUUGCCUACCUGGAAUCAGCUGUCAGCCAGUGAAUGGAGGAAGUUUUGCCUUCCCACGUUUGCACUUGUCCAAGUCUGCAAUAAAACAUGCCAAGGAGAAGCAGCUGGAGCCGGACUUGCUGUACUGUUUGCGCUUGUUGGAGGAUGAAGGCUUGCGUGUGGGAGCUGGAUGUGAAGACGGACAAAAAGAGGGAACAUAUCACAUCAGAAUUUGUCUGGCGGUCCCGGAGGAGAUCAUGAAGGAUGUGCUACAGAGGCUGAAAAGUUUCCACCUCCGCUUCAUCGAAGAGUUUCCCUUAUCAUGAGAAUAAUAUUAAUAUUCUUAUUAAUUACAGAGUAGAUG